AUGAAAGAUGCAGAACAGAAAUUCCACUCCCGAUUUGUAAACUUGACGGAGGUUUACAUCAAUGAGCAAGAAGCAGAACUAUUAAGAAAAGGCCUCAAACACAACAUUGAAAGUUACAACCAAAAGAGGGAACUUGAACAAACUAUCGUGGAUACUGAAGUUAUUAUAUCACGGCUUCCAACUGAAGAACAGGAGCACGCCAGACACAUAUGUCGGCACAUAAUUGAAAAAGACAUAAAUGCCAAGAAAACUAGGAAGCAGAAGAACGAAAACCAAACCAUAAAAGGGCUCAAAGAAAAGCUAAGGGCAAACAAUGUUAUAACCACAAAAGCAGACAAAGGGUGCAAUAAAUUGGGAAAAGAUCCCACUGAAGAAUACCAAGCAGCAAUAAAGAAUACCAUAAAGAAAAGCACAACCAUAAUAAAGGAUAAUCUACCAUAUAGACUAACACUUAUGAACCCGAGUGUCCCUCCGUUGAUUGCCUUGCCAAAGACACACAAACCAGGCACCCCGAUGAGACCUAUUAUUAAUUACAAGUCUGCUCCCGGAUACAGACUCUCCAAGCACCUAAAGACGCUGCUGAAGGAUAGUCUGGAUCUACGCAAUAAAUAUACUGUUACAAAUACAACGGAACUAAUCGAGAAGAUGAAAUCGUUGAAGAUCAACGAAAACACUAAAUUCGUAUCAUUCGACAUCAAGGACCUUUACCCAUCGAUACCAACAAUAGAAACCAUAAAGACCGUACAAGAAAUACUGAUGGGAAAAAUGAAAAGAGAAGCUGUCACGGAAAUAAUAAACGCGUUGAAGGUCACAUUAAAACAAAACUACUUCCGGUUCAACAAUAAGAUAUAUAAACAGAUUAACGGGUUAGGAAUGGGCAAUCCGACGUCAGCAAUACUCAUGGAAGUAUUCAUGCAAACACUGGAGGAGAAAUACAUGAAAAACCUAUCGACCAACCUAGGAGUAAAAUUCUACGCGAGAUAUGUCGAUGAU
This is a messenger RNA of Rhagoletis pomonella (apple maggot), 993 nucleotides long. RefSeq lists its product as uncharacterized. The record is from RefSeq and is a predicted model, not a curated record. The transcript has 2 exons. The annotation marks the transcript as partial. Lineage: Eukaryota; Metazoa; Arthropoda; Insecta; Diptera; Tephritidae.